CUAUAUUUAUAAAAUAACCACUGCUGAACUGCAUAAUAAAUAUUGUGAAGUAUAUUUGCCAUCAUGAAGGAUGUGUUCUGUGACUUGUGAGUACAUAUGGGACGAUCUCCACAUUUGAAUUGAGUGCGUGACUGCAUGCACUCCAUGCAGAAGUGCACGCUGUCUGUUUCCAAUGUUGCAUCGUAAAUAAAUAUUUCUGAAAGUUGUAACCCUAUAAAUGUCACACUUCGAAAGCAUCGCUUGUUAUUAUAUGUAACUGGUAAAGACCUGUAUUCACACAAUACGUUCUCGGAACAUCGACGGCUGCGUUCGAGGACAUAGGUUUGCACAUUUAUACAAUCCAGUAAAAUAAGUGGUAAAUUGAAAUACCUAGAAAUGGAGAAAAGAAACUAUAAGGUUACCACGUUGUCGGACGAUGAAGCCAUUUUCACCAACAAUGAUCACAGAGCAAGCGGAAGCAGGUCUGGUGUGUCGGUUGAUGUAGAUGAUGACGAAGCUGUCAUGAUAUUCAAUUCAGCUGGUGUUGGUCGAUGUCAAGUUUCCAGUACAUAUAAUGGGACAAGCAAUCAAGUUGUACAGGGAGGGAUAGACUCUAUCCAGGGUAAUACAGGUACUGUUCAGGUGUACUCAAAUCACGCAGGUUUACACGAUGUACGGGUAUACCGCGUUGGGACGAACCUAAGCUACCACAGCCAUAAAAAAGAUGCCCUGGGCGAACAGCUAACCAGCUGUGGCGAGGAUUGGAGCUUCUGUAUGAGCACGGAUGAAGCUUUGCAAUUGAAGCUUGAACCCUGCCAACGAUGCUAUCCCACUCUGCCUGGCAACGACGUUCAUCAUGCGAUCACACCCUCGGAUCAGGCCGGAACGGCACUGACGAUCAGUACACAGAGCACUAGUAAUGCAAUUGGCAUAUCAGGUGCACAAGAUUCAACAGAUGCAAGCUUAUUUAAAUUCAAGAUAGGACAAGGGAAAUCAUACCACCGUAAAUUAUCGGUUAAUGAUAGUGGAGUUGCAUGCGGCCAAAAAGGCCGUACGGCGGCUGUUCAGGUGACAUCUGUGGGUGCGAUGAAGCCUUGUUCGAAAUGUUAUGAUGUUCCUUUUAUAGAAUUACAAAGCACUUCAAAUCCCAGUACACAAACACUUAUUGCCAGCAAUGGUACGAUAUCUAGUCCCACCAAUACAGAGCUUACGAGCGGUCUCGUUCGCAACACACAGUCGUGCGACCGGAACCUGCCCCAGGUGGCUAAUGCUUACCCUAACACAUGUUCAAGUACGAACAGUAGAGAACCGGCGGGCGUUGUAGGGGAUAUUUCUAUUGCAAACGGUAGUAUGACUGGACAUGAUGCAGCUUCAGUUGUCUUUAAGAUCGGAAACGGAAAAUCGUACCAUCGCAAAGUUUCCAUCAACGAUGACGGAGUGGCGUGUGGUUCGGCGGGCAGUACAUUGCCUAUCGAGGUGACAUCAACGGGAACGAUGAAGCCUUGCUCGAAAUGCUAUCCAUCUUCAGUUUCUACAACAACUAGCACUACAUACCCUAACACACGGGCACAUAGCGCGAGGGCUGCUGCGAUAUCUUCAUCAACUAUUGAAAGGGCCAGGAGCAGUCCCGAUCAGAGCGUUCAGGUGUAUGUCACUGUCCUGUCUGAGGGGGCCGAUUCGUACCCCAACACUUGCUCGAGGCAGGACACAAGGGCGACGGUGGUCAACGCGAGAAAUAUUCAGGUAAUGGUAACUUCUUCAGGUCGAGAUGUGGUUGAGCUUAAUAUAGCUGAGGCCCGGUAUAAGAUUGGAAACGGGAAGAAAUAUCACCGCAAAGUAGAUAGUGACGCCAGUGGAGUAGCUUGUGGUCAGAAAGGCUCUACGCUGCCUACUCUGGUGAGCUCAGUAGGCGCCAUGACUCCCUGCUCAAAAUGUUAUAAGUAACUCAUACGAAACGCACGCUUUAUUGGAUCGCACACGAAUGUGUUACAUUUACUGGUAUAUAAAUAUAUAAAUGCGGCAAGUGAUUGGUCGUGGAAGUCGGUACGAAAAUACACCAUCAAGUUUGUUGCUACCCAACAUGCGAUGUUGAUGGAGAAGUUUUAACCUAUUCCAAUAUACAAUAUUGAAAGCGAAGCGAUCAGCACAAUCAACUCAAUAAAACGCUAGCAUUCAAACAAUA
This is a messenger RNA of Sphaeroforma arctica JP610, 2161 nucleotides long. RefSeq lists its product as hypothetical. Bases 376 to 1923 code for a protein of 515 amino acids. The record is from RefSeq and is a predicted model, not a curated record. Lineage: Eukaryota; Ichthyosporea; Ichthyophonida. The transcript has a single exon.